Brassica oleracea var. oleracea is the source of this 1310-nucleotide messenger RNA. Its product is annotated as protein FANTASTIC FOUR 3-like. The transcript has a single exon. The record is from RefSeq and is a predicted model, not a curated record. Lineage: Eukaryota; Viridiplantae; Streptophyta; Magnoliopsida; Brassicales; Brassicaceae. Bases 1 to 1200 code for a protein of 399 amino acids.
AUGACUUAUUUUCUCCUUUCACUUUUAACACACACACACAAGAUUCUUAUCUGCAUUGUGUGGCGUAAUUAUUUUUUAAAAGUUUUGCAUUAUACAAGUGGUAGUGUGGAAAAGCUCCUUACCCACCUCUCUAGUCCCUGCACAUUGCAUAGUCACACUUUCUCUUUCUUUUCUUUAUUUAUUCAAUUUUGGGACACUACAAAUUGGCAUCCUCUCCCUCUCACUAUCCUUCAUUCUCAUUUCCAAAAACCUCUCUACUUCUUUGUUUCGCAUCUCACAAAUAACCUCUCCUUUUCUAUCUCUAUCUCUCAACAGAUUUCAUCUACUCCUAAUAAGAAAAUGGGAACUGUUGUGUAUCAACAAGGGUUUCAGUCAUCUCAGCUUAAUGAGCCUUGGGCUUUAAGGCUUAGGCUAUCUUCACCAACUCCUCACUUCUCUCAACCCUUAGCCCUCAAGUCUCAUUUGCUUGACUCCUCUAAUGCAAAAGACACCCAAAACAGCAACGAUGACAUACCAGCUGCUUCCUCGGGUCCUGAAUCGAGUAGCUGGAGCUUUCUCCAGUCUCUAUCCUCUGGGUCAUCCUCCUCCUCCUCUCUCUCAAAGACGACUAGCUCUGAGAAAGAGAAGACUUAUGUUCAACGUCCUUCUUCUUCUAGAACUCUAAGCGACGAGAGCUUAGCAUUGUGUACUGAAAAUCUUGGAAGCGAAACUGGCUCUGAUGUUACUGACGUCGAAGAUCUGUUCUUGCUUUCUUUAUCUGACUUGCAGACCAAGAAACUCGACGUAACAACAACGGAGACAAGAACGUUGAAAAUUAAGAAAGGGUGCCCUAGUGAUCUCCCACCUCCGUUGACCAGUAUGAGAGGGUCUCAAUGCAUUCAAAUGAGACCACACCGUGAAGAUGGAAGAUUGGUCAUGACUGCCACAAAGGCACCGCCUCUUAACAGGUGCUUCCAAGCUGACCGAAGCAACGGUCGUCUCCGACUCUCUAUCUUGAAAGACUCAGAUGAGAAUGUAGAAAACGAAGAAGUUAAGAUUGAGACGGAAGAAAACGAAGAACACGAGGAUGAGGGCGAAGAAGACAAUGAAGUGAUGUACAAGGAUAAUGUUCAAAUAUCAAGAAGAUGUAUUGAAGGCGAUCGGGAAAACAGGAGAUUGCUAAAUUGGGAAUCCUUCAGCAUUGCUACUUCCCAAAAAUAAGAUCCUCCUAUAUAUUUUGCUCUGUUUUUUACAAUCAUUUGUUGUAAUCCUUUUUAAUUUUCAAUAGAAAUACGCCGUUUCCUAACUCGGGAAAAAAGUAGAUUAUAAAA